Molecule: messenger RNA, 972 nt
Organism: Condylura cristata (star-nosed mole)
Lineage: Eukaryota; Metazoa; Chordata; Mammalia; Eulipotyphla; Talpidae
Product: olfactory receptor 51S1
Exons: 1
Coding region: 1-972 (323 amino acids)
Biological process (GO): G protein-coupled receptor signaling pathway
Cellular component (GO): membrane
Molecular function (GO): olfactory receptor activity; G protein-coupled receptor activity
Source: RefSeq, a predicted model, not a curated record
AUGUCAACAUUUCCCAUCCAGGCAGCCUCCAAUAGCAGCUUCUCAAUGGACCCCACCUUCCUGUUGGUGGGCUUGCCAGGCUUAUCAACCGUCCCCUCCUUGUGGACAUUACCUCUCAUCACUGUCUACCUUCUUUCUGCCCUGGGGAAUGGCACCAUCCUCUGGAUCAUUGCCCUGGAGCCGACUCUCCACCGUCCAAUGUACUUCUUCCUCUUCCUGCUUAGUGUGUCUGAUGUUGGCUUGGCCACAUCCCUGAUGCCCACCUUGUUGGGUCUUGCCCUUGCUGAUGCUCAUGCUGUCUCUGCCUCAGCCUGCCUCCUACAGAUGUUCUUUGUCCAUGUCUUUUCUGUCAUGGAGUCUUCCGUUUUGCUUGCCAUGGCCUUAGAUCGUGCACUGGCCAUCUGCCGCCCUCUCCACUACCCAAGACUUCUCACUAAUGACGUCAUUAUCAAAAUUGGCCUAGCCAUUGUUUUCCGAUGCCUGGGUCUCCACUUACCGCUGCCAUUUCUUUUGGCUCGCAUGUCCUACUGCCGCCCACAGGUCCUGACCCAUUCUUACUGCUUGCACCCAGAUAUAGCCCGUCUAGCCUGUCCAGGAGCUCGGGGUGCAGUCUAUAGCUUCUUUGUGGUCCUGUCAGCAAUGGGAUUGGACCCCCUCAUUAUUUUCUUCUCCUAUGGCCUAAUUGGCAGGGUGUUGCAAGGUUUGGGGUCCAGUGAGGAUCGCUGGAAGGCUGGACAAACCUGUGCCACCCACCUCUCUGCUGUGCUCCUCUUCUACGUGCCCAUGAUCCUCCUGGCACUCAUUGACCGUCUUAGGGUUCCAAUCCCUCAGCCUGCCCAUACUCUUCUCUCCUAUAUCCAUUUCCUGCUCCCUCCAUUGAUAAACCCAAUUCUCUAUAGUGUAAAGAUGAAGGAAAUUAGAGAAAGAAUAUUCAAGAGGUUGCAGCCCAGGAAAGUGGGUUGUUCUCACUGA